Molecule: messenger RNA, 1093 nt
Organism: Prosopis cineraria
Lineage: Eukaryota; Viridiplantae; Streptophyta; Magnoliopsida; Fabales; Fabaceae
Product: L-ascorbate peroxidase 3-like
Exons: 9
Coding region: 44-907 (287 amino acids)
Biological process (GO): cellular response to oxidative stress; hydrogen peroxide catabolic process; response to reactive oxygen species
Molecular function (GO): heme binding; peroxidase activity
Source: RefSeq, a predicted model, not a curated record
UUCUCCACACAAAAACAAACAUAUCCCACUAUUGUACUGCCUAAUGGCGCCCCCCUCCGUUGGCGAUGAUUACAAGAAGCAGAUUGAAGGGGCUCGUAAAGAACUUAACAAUCUGAUCAAAGGCGACAAGAACCGCCUCGCUCCUCUCAUGCUUCGUUUGGCGUUGCAUGACGCUGGAAUUUACGGUUUUAUUACUGGUGUUGAUUAUUUGAUAAAAAGAGGUCCUAAUGGUUCAAUAAGAAAUAAUAAGGUCGAGCGGGAUCAUCCCUCAAAUAAGGGUUUGAUAGAUGCUAUGAUUAUUUGCGAACGCGUGAAGGAGAACAAUGACAAAAUCACAUACGCGGACCUAUACCAGCUUGCUGGUGUUGCUGCGGUUAAGUUGACCGGGGGCCCGGAAAUUGAAUUUGUUCCCGGCAGAAAGGAUUCUACAGAAUUUCCAGAACAAGGGCUACUUCCGAAUAACAAGCUAGAUAAAGCACAGUUGGAGAAAAUCACACAACGCAUGGGUCUGGAAAAAAAAGACAUCGUGGCGUUGUUUGGCGGUCUCCACCAAUGGGAUCCGCCGUCCCCCGAGCCCGCAAAAACUGAAGGCCAAGCAGCUGGAGACCUCAAGUUUGGCAACUCGUAUUUCAAAGGUCUGCAGGACAGGGAUAAGGAUAACCCUUUAUUAAAAUUUGGUGAGCAUGCAUCAACUUACGAAAAGAAUGAGGAAGCUUUCAAGAACGAUUAUAAAGAGGCGCACAGGAAAGUAUCGGAGCGAGGCAUGCCGGCCAAGGAGGUCGCAAAAAAAGAACAGGAGGCAGAAUCUUCUAGGCGUCAUCGUGUCAGAUUGGUGCAGGGCAUCGGAAUUGCUGUCGUCACCACUGCCAUCAUCCUUGGCUUCUUCUUGAGCAGAAGAAACAAGUGAAUCCAUCACGCGCUGCUUCCCUUCCCAAAUAAUUGGACUUCAUCCGUGUUCACUGUCAUGUUUUCAUCAAUAAUGUAUUAAAAAGUAAGAUGGUUUAUGAAAAUUUAUGUUACCUCUCUUUGAACCAAGACCUUGAUUUGUUGUGCUCUUACUCAAGUAAAUUAAAUAAGAAUCGAGAAUUCGUAA